Numida meleagris (helmeted guineafowl) is the source of this 10771-nucleotide messenger RNA. It is a transcript of the gene TRHDE, whose product is annotated as thyrotropin releasing hormone degrading enzyme. The transcript is spliced from 20 exons. Lineage: Eukaryota; Metazoa; Chordata; Aves; Galliformes; Numididae. Gene Ontology annotation, cellular component: cytoplasm. Gene Ontology annotation, molecular function: peptide binding; zinc ion binding; metalloaminopeptidase activity. The record is from RefSeq and is a predicted model, not a curated record. The coding region runs from base 139 to 3372 and encodes 1077 amino acids. Gene Ontology annotation, biological process: proteolysis; peptide catabolic process.
CCCGUCCCGUUCCCCCGGCCGGGGCCGCGGGCGAUGUGAGCGGCGUCGCCCAGGCCCCCCCGGCUCGCUGCCUCCCAUGCCUUCGGGGCCCCCUCGGGGGGCGGCGGCCCCGCGGGAGGCGGGGGCGGCGCUGCCGUGAUGGCCCUGGAGGAGAAGCGGGAGAAGCGACCGCCCGUCACCCCCAUGAUGAUCGAGGAAGAGGCCGCCUUGCGCAACGGCAGCCGGGGGCUGCCUCCGGGCCCCUGGGCCGAGGCGGCGGGGCCGCGACCCCGCACGACGGAGCGGCACAUCGCCGUGCACAAGCGCCUGGUGCUGGGCUUCGCCGUCUCCAUCCUGGCGCUGCUGGCCGUGACCAUGGUGGCCGUGCUGCUCAGCGUCCGCUUCGAGGAGUGCGGCGCCGCCGCCGACGGACCCCCGCGGGCCGCCAACAACGGGAGCCUGCCGGGACCCGCAGCCGGGCAGCCCCGCGGCCGGGCCGAGCCGCGGGAGGAGGCGCGGGGCGGGGAGGAGGCGGCGGAGCAGCAGCAGCAGGAGGAGGAGGAGGAGGAGGAGGAGUGGCAGCGGCGGCGGCAGCUGCCGCCCUGGGCCCGGCCGCGGCUGCCGCGGCACCUGCGGCCGCUGCACUACAACCUGAUGCUGAGCGCCUUCAUGGAGAACUUCACCUUCUGCGGGGAGGUGAACGUGCAGCUGGAGGUGCGCAACGCCAGCCGCUACAUCGUGCUGCACGCCCACCGCAUGCACAUCGAGGCGGUGCGCGUGGCCGAGGACAAGCUGGCGGGCGCCGUGCGGGUGGCACGGUCGUUCCUCUACCCCCAGACCCAGGUCCUGGUCGUCGUCCUCAACCGCAGCCUGGAGGUGCAGCGGAGUUACAACCUCAAGAUCAUCUACAACGCGCUCAUCGAGAACGAGCUGCUCGGCUUCUUCCGCAGCUCCUACGUCCUGCACGGCGAGCGCAGGUUUCUUGGUGUUACGCAGUUUUCUCCUACUCAUGCCAGAAAAGCCUUUCCUUGCUUUGAUGAGCCCAUCUACAAGGCCACUUUCAAAAUCAGCAUCAAGCACCAAGCAACUUAUAUAUCUUUGUCCAACAUGCCAGUUGAAACUUCUGUUUUUGAAGAAGAUGGAUGGGUUACAGAUCACUUUUCACAAACCCCUCUCAUGUCCACAUAUUACCUUGCUUGGGCAGUGUGCAAUUUUACGUACCGGGAAACUGUCACCAAGAGUGGAGUAGUUACACAGGAGGAGCAACGCAGCAUCAGGAUAGCACCACUGUGUAGUGAAUAUGCCUGUUGCAUCAAUGGUCCCCACCUAACUCAUCACCACACUUGGAAGGAGCUUGUUGCAGGCUGUCAGGUACGAUUGUACGCAAGGCCUGAUGCAAUCCGAAGAGGAUCAGGAGACUAUGCCCUAAAUAUUACAAGAAGACUCAUUGAAUUUUAUGAAGAUUAUUUUAAAGUGCCCUAUUCCCUGCCAAAAUUAGAUCUGUUAGCCGUGCCUAAACAUCCCUAUGCUGCUAUGGAGAACUGGGGACUGAGCGUUUUUGUGGAGCAAAGGAUACUACUGGAUCCAAGCAUUUCUUCUAUAUCAUACCUGCUGGAUGUCACCAUGGUCAUUGUACAUGAGCUAUGUCAUCAGUGGUUUGGUGACCUUGUGACUCCAGUUUGGUGGGAGGAUGUGUGGUUGAAAGAGGGUUUUGCUCACUAUUUUGAAUUUAUCGGGACAGACUACCUCUACCCAGGAUGGAACAUGGAAAAGCAGAGAUUUCUGACAGAUGUUCUACAUGAAGUGAUGUUGCUGGAUGGUUUGGCCAGUUCGCAUCCAGUAUCCCAGGAGGUGCAGCAAGCCACAGACAUCGACAGGGUGUUUGACUGGAUCGCAUAUAAAAAGGGUGCAGCCUUAAUUCGAAUGUUGGCUAAUUUUAUGGGUCACUCUGUGUUUCAAAUGGGCUUGCAAGACUAUUUAACCAUUCACAAGUAUGGCAAUGCAGCCAGAAAUGAUCUCUGGAACACACUGUCAAAGGCUUUAAAAAGGGUUGGAAAAUCUGUAAAUAUCCAAGAAGUAAUGGAUCAAUGGACACUACAGAUGGGUUACCCUGUUAUCACCAUCUUGGGAAAUGAAACUACAGACGGUGUCAUAGUCAUCUCCCAGGAGCGUUUUGUUUAUGAUAGUGAUACUAAAACUAAGGAUUCUGGCCUUGGAGACAGCAGCUACUUGUGGCAGAUUCCAUUAACAAUUGCAGUAGGAAAUACGAGCCACAUCUCAUCAGAGGCAAUUAUAUGGGUGUCUAACAAAUCAGAACACCACAGAAUUCCUGCUUUGGAAGAGGCAAGUUGGCUGCUGGGGAACAUCAACCAGACUGGCUACUUCAGAGUUAAUUAUGAUAUUAGGAAUUGGAGGCUGUUGAUUAAUCAGCUGACAAGGAACCAUGAGGUUAUCUCUGUCAGCGAUAGAGCAGGCUUGAUCGAUGAUGCAUUCAAUCUAGCCAGAGCUGGUUAUUUACCUCAGAAUAUUCCUUUGGAGAUUAUCAGAUACCUUUCAGAGGAGAAGGAUUUUCUGCCGUGGCAUGCAGCCAGCCAAGCUCUUUAUCCUCUAGAUAAAUUACUGGACCGCACAGAAAACUACAACGUCUUCAGUGAGUAUAUUUUAAGACAAGUCGCAACAAUGUAUCUCAAGCUUGGAUGGCCAACGAAUAAUUUAAACAAAUCACUUGUUCAAGCAUCCUACCAACAUGAAGAGUUGCGUCGGGAAGUCAUCAUGUUGGCCUGCAGCUUUGGUAACAAACACUGUCACCAGCAGGCUGCAACAUUAAUUUCGGAUUGGAUUUCUAGCAAUAGAAACCGAAUCCCACUUAACGUGAGAGACAUUGUCUACUGUACAGGAGUUUCACUGAUGGAUGAAGAUGUAUGGGAGUUCAUUUGGAUGAAAUUUCAUUCCACAAUAGCAGUGUCGGAGAAGAAAAUAUUAUUAGAAGCUUUAACUUGCAGUGAUGACAGAAAUUUGCUUAACAGACUUUUGAAUUUGUCUCUCAACUCAGAAGUUGUCCUGGACCAGGAUGCAAUUGAUGUGAUAAUCCAUGUAGCUCGAAAUCCACAUGGAAGGGAUCUUGCUUGGAAGUUUUUCAGAGAAAAAUGGAAAAUAUUAAAUGCCAGGUAUGGAGAAGCAUUAUUCAUGAAUUCGAAGCUUAUCAGUGGAGUCACAGAGUUCCUCAAUACCGAAGAAGAACUAAGAGAGCUAAAGAACUUUAUAAAGAGUUAUGAGGAGGGAGCUGCUGCCUCUUUCUCUCGUGCUGUGGAAACAGUGGAAGCCAAUGUGCGGUGGCAAAGACUUUAUAAGGAAGAACUAUUCCAGUGGUUAAGAAAAUCCUUGACACACUAAUCUGUCUUUCCAGCUGAACUUUUAACCAGAAGCUCUACAAAAGGAAAAGGAGAAGUUUAAGAAGUGUUCAGCAUUAAAAUCAUGAAGAAAAGAUCAUUUUGGAGGGAGUUUUCUUUUUCCUUUUUCUUAAUUAUGGGUUGCUUUUUUUACACUGGGUUCUUGUGAAAUUGUUAAGAAGCUUUUCAGAAGAGAGGGUCGUGAAUGCUUGUGAAAUCUGAUCCUCAGUGUACACAGCCAAACAUGAUAUUAAGUGGUGCAUGUAAACGUUGAAGAAAAACUAGCAAACAAAAACCCUUCGAAGACUAUUUUGUGCAUGCUUGUACUGUCUCUGCCUGUAUUCUAGCAUGCUUAUGUAUAACAGCCACAUUUUGUAUGUGAAUUCCAGUUACAUCAAAGAUGGGCAUUAUACAAAGCACAAAGACUAAUCUACGACAAUCAGUGUUGCAAUGAACAAAAGGAAGGGAAGGGAAGGAAGAAGAAAUGCAGAAGGAUUCCAGCAUAGGGCAGUAUGAGAUAUAAAUUCAGCUUACCCUCUAGCUGCCAGUUAGUCCACCACUUAAUUGUCUUUUGAUCGUUACAAAGGUUCCAGCUCAUUUUUUGAGUUGCCAGUUGUUGUAGCUGCAGUUUCCGUAUUCCCGUGUUUAAAUUAUCAUCUUGGAGGGGAAGAGAGAGAGAAAAUGAGAGAGAAGGACAUCAUACAUGCACUAAAAUUAUGAGUUUAUUCACUGCUUAUCAGUGAAACCGUGUAACUUCAGCUGUGAACAUAGUCAGUGUUUAUGAGGAGAACUUUGCAUUGAUUUUAUAGAAUCCAUGAAUCACUUCUUCUGAGCAAAUUUACAAGGCAGUGAUAUUCAUGAUGGGUCACCUAACCUGUGCAGUAAUAACUUAUGCAGCUGAUAAUGUACAAAUAUUAUAAGUAGACAUAGAAUUUAAAUGGGAAUUAGAAAAAGAGGAGAAUAUCUUCCAUUCAAAGACACGAAAUUAACCAACAGAUGUCUUGCAUGCAGUAGACCAGCCUCAGUAAUGAUUUACUAUGAUAGACAAAUCAUACUGUCCAUGUGCACAAUGUUUUUGCAAAUAUGGGUUGUGCCAUUUAUGCCAACUUAGAAAACUGAAAUAUGGAGAAGGAAGUGUGUGUGUGUGUGCAUAUGUAUUUGUAUAGGAUAAUACCACAAACAUUGUUUUUCUCUUUCCUUGUAUUUCACAUAGCUGUGUUCUAAAUGAGCGAUAUUUUUCUAAAUUGCUUGUUUCUUUUUUCUCAGUUUUUAAUCUGAGCAAUCAGUGAUGCAGUAGAAAUGUUAGUUGUACAAUGCCCAUCUGCACCAUUGGUGCUAUUCAAUAAGGAUAAAACUGAUUCAUCUUAGGGUCAAAUGCUCUCCUCUGCACGAUGGAGGAAGACAAACGAAAAAUAAUAAAACUGCCGAGUCUACAGGUUGCAGCAAUUUCAGAGGGUGGUUAUAGAUGUACGGAAGUGUUUCUUUAUCCCAGCCCAUCUUGACCAUCUGAUCACUUCUUUGCCUGUACACUGGAAACAUGUGGUCAGAAAAAUUAGAGGACGCACAUUUUAUCUUGCUGUUUCCUUCACAGGGCACGGAAAUUAUCAAAAUGCUUUACACUGUCAGUUUUUUAUCUCAAGUGAGUUGUUUGUGAAUUAUUAGUGCAUAAAAGAACCAAAACCCAGCAUCUUCAGUUAUUAUCAGAGUUGUGUGGAGACAGUAUUGGAGACAGUAUUGAUUUCUGGGCUCUCAUUCCCAUGGCACUCUCUCCCUCAAGAACUGGUAAAUAUCUCAUAACUAAGCUGUCCUACCACUAUCAUGGGCAUGCAUUUGGGGCCUCUUAUUUUGUGUUUGUUAGUAUGUGGAGGGUACUGUUUGUGGACUGAGCGCAUGAAGUGCUUGGGUGGUCAUCUGCUCCACUGUUUGGUACAUGUUAGCUUGACCACGUAUAACCAAAAGAAGGGAUAAUCCUAUGCUUUUGUACUGUUAAUUCUUUGCCUUAUAGUAAUCCCUAAACCUCUGUGCUGUGUUGCAGUACUAGUGAACCUAGUGCCCAGAGGCAUUAUCGUGUCCAUGUUGAAUGAAAUCCUCCUCCUUCUCCUAUGUAUUUUACCUACCUCACAGGGAUGUUGUGAGGCUUGACUAAUGUUAGAGAAGCGCUUGAAUAUCCUCUAAGGAAAGGCAUUUAAAAGUGCAAAGUGUUAUUUUAUGUGGUUGACCAAACUCAGCCUCAAUGCCACUAUGUAGUGUCACAUUUUUAAUUUCUACUGAAUGAAAUCAUAUGCGGAUUUGCUAUUAUAAAAAAGCAAGCCAAAUAUUCUUUAUAUUUGUAAUGAAGCCCAAAGUUAUAAUAUCCAAAGAGUGUGCAGAAAGCCAAGCCCUCAAACAUGAAUUACUUUGGGGAUUUCAGAGAAAAGAAAGGUGAAUAAUGGUUUGCCCACUUCAAAUUCUGUUCAAGAUCGUCUUUGAUGACUUUUGUUUUUCAUCAACACAGAUUAAACCACAUACCUCCAGGCUGCACAUAGAAGUUUUUGGCCUUUCCACUGAUAAAGGGCAAACUAACAAUAUGUUUCAAGGUUGAAAAUUUAAUUCAGCCGGUGUGUUCUGCACAGUGCACAGAAAUUUCCAUUGUUGUUCAUAAGAAUUUAAGUUCUUGCACAUUUGUCUGAUUUUGGAUGUAAAUUAAUAUUGUAGUGGCCUUGAGCAACUGGUCUGCCACAAAUUUUAAGCCCUACACAUGUCUAUUAUACGUACCUAUUGAUGUAUUGCUCAUAUUUUUUGUAUUAUAAAAAUGUUUGUAUUACACUCUAAUUAAGGUUGAGUUAGUCUUUCCAUUGUAAUUCUCUAUUCUUUUUAUUUUUAUAUUUUUUAUUUGUGCUGUUUCACACUGAAUCAGGCUGAAAUUUAAAUGGACUAAAUCCAACAAAAUUAUAGCUGUUUUUUACAGUAUUCAAUCCCCCUGCAUUUAAUUAUAUGUUUUAAGAAUUUGUUUAUAAGAAGUUCCACACAGCUAUAUGUUAAAAGGAUAGUUGAUACCUCAUGAGAAACUCUAAUAGAGUCUUCUUAAAAAAAAAAACUAUUUAUCUGAUUGAUAUUUUUUCUCCUUUAGCAGUCCUUUUCUUCUGUUGUCCUCAUUUAAGGAUGGGCCCAUUUUUAUAAUUUGGAUUAGGAUUAGUAAACCAAAUACCCCCGAACUUUUUAGCAUUUUCAAAUAUAGUAAUUAAAAUUGUUCUUGUUAGUAAGAGGAGAUGCUGCGAAAUGUAAAACCAGUGUGGAUGUGGGCCUAAGAACAGACACAAUUUUAUGCUGUCAUAAUAAUGUGGCAACCUAUUGUAUUUUUAUGACACCGUCCACUACAAAAAUUCUCAACCUAUUACUUUGUAGCUGGUAGAAAUAAUAUUCUUAUGUCCUCUGCUGACAGCUAUUAAAACGAUAGUUGCUGCUAAUUGUGACUAGAGCAGAACAAUGAGGAAACUUGCUUCUGAAAUGAAAUGUCACUUCUACCAUUACUGGGAGUACUUGAACAUUAAGUUUGACUGAUUUAGAUGAAAAAACUUCAUAUGUCAUUAAGUUCUUCCAAAUUUGUGACCUUUGAUGAACUUUUCAGUGAAUACAGCAAGAAUUCUGAUACUAUGAUAGGAACUGCAGGUAAAUUUUAUGUAGCUUUUUGGCUGUUGUGGAUAUUUCACUGGGCUUUAGGGUGUCAAAGAAAAUAUCACCACUGAUGCAGAGAGGAGUUUUCAAGCAAGGAUCUCGAACCAUAUAACUAAACCUAAAUCUAAGUAGCAAAAAAUAAAAGACGAAAAUGUCAUAUGUACAUACGUAUAUGUGUGUGAAAAGUCCUCUGUAGAGAUAAUUUUCCCAUAAAAUGUCAGUCAGUCUGAUUCUUUGGAUAGAAUGGAGUGGAUAUCUGAUGAUGAGGGUGGCUUUGUUUAAUUACCUGUGUAAUAAGGUCUUGGUUUUCCGCAUGACCAUAGCCAAUACUGCAGUCAAGAAAAACAGACUUUGAGACAAAUGUGGAACUUCUUCUUUCAGGAAAAGCAAUGUGGCUUUGGAAACUGUUUAUGUGUAUAGUCACUCUACCACCACUUCUGUCAUGAGGCCUCCUGUCCUAAAACAAGGCUUAUAGCCACAGUGUCAGUAUGAGCACGAAGGUGUAAAAGCACUGUCCUUCUGCAGCCUGAAUGCAGGCUGUUCUCCCAGCCUUAGGUGGAGCAGUCUGAAAACUGCAGGCUGUGUUAUCCACUGCCUGUGAGCCCGCCUGCAUCAGGAGGGCAGCUGGAGUGCAAGGAAUCUCCAUCCAAGUUUCUGUCAGCUAGAUAUCAGAGACAAGAAGGUCUCUGCUGGCUAUAGGUUGUGGAUGGUCUUCGGAGAUUAGCAUCGUUGCCUUGUGUGACCUUGGAAACAGGUCCAGCUGGUGAGUCUGCAUUGCACUGAAAAAUCCAAAUCCCUGCACUGCAGUCACCGCAACUGGAAACUGUUGACCAAAAUCUUUGUAAAGGCAUCAAAUAUUGUAGUGUCUGUUGUUUAGAAGUAAUUUCAAACAUACAUAUGUUCAAACAUACAAUAUAAUUAAAAAUACAUUAAAUUUUCAAAUAUGCAUAGGAAUGCAGACAGUCCAUAUGAUAUUUUUUGUUAAUGUUGAGAAUGUGCCAUGAGCUCAGGCCAUUUUCUAACAAAGGGUUUGGAAGCAUGUCACUACAAAUUCUUUGUGCUAGUAAUAGUACUUACUGUACUAAUACCACCAAAAAAUUCAGGUGUCUGUACACACCUGUAUGGCACUGGUGUCUGUGCAGUUCCCUUUCUACAUGUAAAACUGUAAAAAAAAUGAGCCAUUUUGUUUUUCAUGCAACUAUGGGAGCUUCUGCCUAUCUUCAGACCAGUACUGAAAUCCAGUAAAACCACUCUGACUUGAGCGAGCAGUCCCUGCUGACUUGAGGAAUUUAUUUUUCAAAGAGAAGGAAGGAGAGGAAGGGACUGCUCUGCAUGAAGCUUUUUUACUGAAGUAAGGCCAUAUGCCCUGGUUGGAGCAGAAUUUUAAUGUCAAGUAUAUUUUGAAUAAUCUGGUGGAACUGAAGUCCAUCUUGUGUCUUCAUGCUGGCAGUGGAGGGCAGCUUCACCUCAGAAUACCCUACGUUGUAAUCCACUUGAGGUCGGAUUCUAUAAAACACUUUCUGUGUGGAAUGGUUUCAGGGAGACCUUUUGUUUAUGGAGAACCACCCACACACACAAGUGCUGUGGAUUCAGACCUGGUGUCCUUUCUCAGAAAACAGCAUUUAUACUUCGCUGAUUUGUACGGAGUGAUAUAAGUGUGGAGUGGUAAAGAAGUACUCCUGAAUACUUUGCUUAUUUUACGUACACUGAUUGCUAAGGAGUGAUGUUGGUGAAGAGCAUGCAGGUGGGCAGCACUGUAAGAGUAUGGGGUGCAGCAGGAGCUCUGAGCCAGAAGGCCCCACCAUUUCCUGCUCAGCAUCACGUGGGUUCGCCCAAUAAGGAUGUCGCUGGUGCAAUGAAGGAGGCCUAGAACUGAGAUGCAGUCUCUGUUCUGCGCAGUCUUUUUCAAUACAGCUAAUUUGUUCAUCUCUGUAAUUUCAAAAUGAAAUUCUCGCUGAACUGACAGCACACGUGUGGCUACGGCUCCCUCAGACAGUGCAGCGUGAGAUAGAUCCCUUGAAGUGACUGAUGUGAAUUGCAGCUGAGGAUCUAACCCAUUGCUGUCAGAGCAGCCCUGAGGUGCCUGCUGGGCUGGUGUACAGACUGGUUCACGUGUUUGUAUGUACGUUUCAGUAGCAUGUAUUUAAUGACAGAUUUUUUUGUUUUCCUUUUGCUUUUUUGUUAGAGUAAUACUUUGUGAUUGAUUCCAGUGUGAUAAAGCUUCAUAAUAAUAUGUUUGGAGAACUGUACUGUGAAGAGUGUGGUGACGACCCUCUCUUUUUCCUGCUAACAGUAGAUUUCAGCAACAAUUAAGUUCCCUGGACUUUCUGUGGAAAAAUAUUCUGAGCAGUUCCUAAUGGAAACAUCAUUGUAAUUACUGUAUAACUACCCUGUACAAAGACAGCUUUAUUAUAUGUGUAAAUGUAAUUUUGCUAUGUUGUUUUUAUGUUUGAGGGACAAUAGACUUUGGUGUGGAUGAGACGUACAGCCUUAUAAAAACAGAGAUUGCAGCUCCUGUCUGAUGUUUUACUGAAAGGUGUUUGGUUGCUCUAUUUUUGCAGAAGAUAAACAUAUACAUAAACUCUUUCCCUGAGAAGUAAUGAUCUAUUCCACUACAUAUACUACAAUGACAUAAUGGACUAUAAUAUUGAAAAUAAAGGCUUGAUAAUAAAUUGCACUUUUUCCCAAGAGACUCCACAGGUAAGAUCUUUUGACACCUUAAGAAGAAAGAAUAAGUCCAGCAGCUAUUAAUGCUGCUUAUAAUGGAUGAAUCCCUCUAUUAAUUCUGUCUCAGCCUUAGAUUAAUUCUGAAUACAGUAAUUAAAAGAACAUAUUUUUCCAUCACUUCUCAAAUCUGUACUCUUAUGGAAUUCAGUUCUUUGUCAAUUAAGAGGUGGAGCUGGCUCAGUUGAGAUACAAUUCACUGAUGGUUUCACACAAACAAGUUUUUGCAAGAUCAGAAUGCCGUUUACAGGCAACACAGAUCAUUGCAUUAUGUCAUUUUCGUCUCUAUGUACCAGUUAUACAUGCAUGUAUAGCUUCUAAUUCUGGACCAUUUGCUUUGGCAAAGCUUUCAUGACUAGUUCAUACUUAGACCUCUCACUCAAAAGUUUCAGCUCAGCAAAGCAGUUGACCACAACUCAGCCACGUGUGUAGGCAGGUAGGCAGUCCCCCUGAUUUCUGUGGAGUUAAUCAUGUGGUUCAAAUUAUGUAACGUUGGCAAGUGAUCUAGUCACUGGUUUCAUGCACAGAAUAUAGUGAUGUGGUUUUGCUCAGUUUAGAGUCACAAGUUUCUUUUUAUUGAGCCAGCUGCUUUUCUGUCUUUUCAUUUUUAUAGGAAAACAUGUGUUUUGCAUAUAAAGAGGAGAUAUUAACUGAUUCUCAGUUAUCUAAAAAUGCCAAUUUUAAUAGGGUUUUUCAUUUACUGUUUGAAACAUCCUAGGAUUUGGGAAUAUGAACAAAAUUAUUCUUGCAAUGUUAGUUAAUACAACACUAAUCAGCAAGUUAAACCACUAACAAGAUAAAAUAUAUGAAUUUAUGUUACAGUUUACCAGAAGAGUGUUUUUCUAUGAUAUGCCUUCAAAAAUGACUCCAUAAAUAUGAGACCAGAAUGUGUUCAACAUAAAAUUUUAUUCCAAACCAAGAACUGACUAAAUGGAUUUUUUUUUUUAAAUGAGAAGCUUUAUCUUCUGUAUUUUAAGCAGAACAAAUUUGAAUUUUGUCUCUGAUAAUAAAAUUUUGUACAGUAA